AUGAGCGGAAUAGAACCAUUUCAGUUCGAACCAGUAUAUCAGCCUGGAGAAGAACCACCUCAGGAAGAGAGUGUAGGACAGGAGGUAGAAGCCCACGAAGAAGACAAUACUUCGAGGAUGGGAAACACCGAAUGGUGUUUGUGCGGCGCUUGUGCGCUUAUGCCGGUGGCAAAUGAAUGUUACUGCUGCCAAGAACUAGAGGAGCUUAAUCAAAAGUUCGACAAUUCAGGUUUGUUCUUAUUAUGUGAUUAUUCUCACGAGUAUUUUGUUUGAAGCGACCGCUUCUUUGCUAAGAGUGACAAAAGGUGGACAAUUGCAAACUCGAUCUUAGUUGUAAUUACAAUUACAAGGUCUGAUGGAUGAAAAUUAUUGAAACAGUGAGGGAAAUAAAAUGUUAAGACUUUUUUCUUCUUGAUAGGUGUUAGAUGCAUAACAGAACAUCCGAAAUUUGGUAUUGUGUGCUUGGACACGGAUGUUUUGAGCACGGCAUUGGUUGCAAUCCACAAUGCGCGGCUCAAUCCAAUUCCCGACCCUAUCGUCAACAGGUAAACUGUCUUUUUCUUUCUUAUUUUGUACGCGUAAUUAAGUCAAUCGCUUUUGUGACUAUAUAUCCUCUUGUUCUCUAGAACUUGGCGUUUGGCAGUCUACAGACAAUUUACUUGGUGGGCACAUGGGGUAUUAGGAAAAAACCGGCGGAGAAUCGUGCCAGCAUGCGUCGUCACGGCCAUACGUAAAACAUUUCCAGAAGAGAGUGGUAAUUACGUGGGGUUUCGAAAGCAGAUCUGGAACUUUGAACUUUAUCCUUAA
Pocillopora meandrina is the source of this 807-nucleotide messenger RNA. Lineage: Eukaryota; Metazoa; Cnidaria; Anthozoa; Scleractinia; Pocilloporidae. The record is from the annotation of a GenBank genome assembly.